UAUAUACAAGCAGCGUGCUGUCCAGACCAGAUUUCUCUGGGGGAACAAAAGAAAAAGAACACCAACUCAGUGGGCGUGUGGAAGAGAAAAUCACAGAUAUUUGGACAGCCACAGUCUGACUGCAAACCCUUUCAUUACAUACAUCGGCAGCAAGAUACUCAUAAUGGCACGAUAUUGUGCUCUGAGGAAUGAAGACUUGAAGAUGCCAAAUGAAGACCAAAUAAACAAAAUCAGAACUAACAGCAAAUCAAAAAAAGGGUUCAUCACAAGAUAUUUUCUAAACACAAGUAGUAUAAUUGAUGAUGACAGACUAAAGAGAAUGGAGUUUGGAGAAAAGUACAAGAGCAAACCUCAUAAAACCAUAAUACUUCUUGGAGAAACAGGAGUAGGGAAGUCGACUCUAAUCAACGCCAUGGUCAACUACAUGCUGGGUGUUAAAAGUGAAGACAGAAUCUGGUGUGAGAUCAUAGAGACAAAAGAAAAUCAAACAGAUUCUCAGACAAAUGCAGUCACAGUGUAUGAUGUGUUUAUUAAUCACAGCUCGUUCUCUCUGACCGCCAUCGACACGCCUGGGUUUGGAAAUACUGAUGGUAUCGAGGAUGAUUUAAAUGUUGCUGAAAGUUUACACGAGUUAUUUAAAUCUAAAGAUGGAGUUCAUGAAAUUAAUGCAGUGUGUCUUGUCGUGUCAUCAAACACCACUCGACUCACUGACAGACAGCUGUAUAUUUUUGAUUCUGUUCUCUCAUUACUUGGCAAUGAUGUGGAGAAAAACAUUGUUGUGUUCAUCACACACGCCACCACAAAACCUAAAAAUGCCAUUAAGGCCAUUAAACAGGCCAACGUUGUGUGUGCAAAGACUGAUAAAGGAGAUCCCGUGUAUUUCAGGUUUAACAACUGUCACUGUGAAGACUUUGAUGAUGAGGAAAUAUUCAGUGAUUACACGGUAGCGUGGGAUCAGUUCAACACAUCCAUUAAGGACUUUCUGGCUUUUAUUAAUGAAAGGCCAAGUGUAAGUCUGAAGAAGACUGAAAUUGUACUGAAAAGACGCAAACAAUUGGCAGCAUCCAUCAACAAUAUGAAGGAUCGAAUCACGAUGGCAGAACUCAAACAAAUAGAGCUUAAGCAGACAGAAGCAAUUUUACAACAACUUGUGAAAGAAAAAAAGGAAAAUGAAAAAGGCCUUCAAUAUAUGGUAGAUGAGCCUUACAAAGAGAAGGUGCCUAUAGAAUGUGAGUGGUGGAACUUUGGAAGCAAAGAGGCUACAUGCUGCAGUGUGUGUGAGGAGAACUGUCACUACCCAGGAUGCUGGUGGGUCAGAGAUCUUUCUAAGUGUAGUGUCAUGUCUGAGGGUAAGUGCACAGUGUGUACUGGAAAGUGUCCCUACUCUGCCCAUGUCAAAGAGAAGAAAAUCUAUGUGGUGAAGACAAGGAAAGUCAAUAAGACUUUGGAAGAACUGAAAAGAAAAUAUGAGAAAACAUUUGAAGAGACAAAGAGUUUAAUUAACAAAUUAAAUUCUGAAAAAGAGGAACAAGAAAAACAAAAAGCCAGAUUGGUGGAAGAGUGUUAUCAGUGUGUGGUUACACUGGACACAAUCGCUUUAAAGAGUGACAGUGUGUCCAUCCUUCAGCACAUGGAUUUUUUGAUUGAGAAAGUGAAGGAAACAGGAAAAACAGAACGAGUGAAGAUACUAAAACAACUAAAGAAAAGAGCUGAAGCUGAAAACCAGAAACUCCUGAAAUAUAUACGAAGAUUUUGGAGAUCAUAAAAGAUGCUGAGGUCUUUUAGUGUCCAGCUGUCUCACAUCCUUACCUGUACACAAUACUCCAACAGAUAAGUUACAAAGCUUCAACUUUCACGCAAAAACACCAUCAACACCAUCAACAUUAAGCAAUUUCCCUCUGGGAUUAAUAAAGUUAUUUGAUUCUUGAAUCUUGAAUCAACAACAGCCUCAACACCAUUGUGUUCUUCAUGAUAGAAGGUGCUGACUGACUGAACCGAGUCUGCAAAAGAGAACAGACUAAACUCCAUCCAGCUGUCAUGUGAUCUUGUGCACAUCUAAAUCAAUGAAUCAGAGGAUUUAAAUGUGCCCGAAGCUCUACAUAAGUAAUGCUCAUUCAGAUUUAAUGCAGUCUGUAGGUUUUGGUAGAAUUUGUUGUUAAACCACUGACAGGCCAGAAAAUGUGAUUAAAACCAUCCAGUAAUCAGCAGGAAAUUUGCUAAAUUAUAUGAACACAUUUAAGCUUUCGCAUCAGACAUGAUUAAUCAUUUUGUAUUUUUUUUCCAUACAUACACAAAUUAUAAUUAUCUUAAUUACAUUUAAUUUUUUUUUUUAACUAAUUCUUUUAAGGCUUAGUUUGUUUCUUCUUUUUUCUUCUCUUUAUUUUAAACUUUAAUCUGUAAAACUGCUAAAAAAAAAAAAAAAAAAAAAAAAAAACUCUUUAUGCCCUUAGGAUGAAUAAGCUUUGCUUAUAAACGUUCUUACGCUAAGUAUCUCUUAGGUAAGUCACACAUUCGUAAGGUUGGUCUGGACCAACCUUAACUCAUUCUUAGCAUAGUUUCAGCUCAAGCCGCUAGUCGCCACCACUGUGCAGCUGUCUUUAUAAAUUAGCGGUUUAUGGAAGCACAUUAUGGAACGUUAUUAAAGUCGUAUUAAUGAUGGAAUAUACCGUAAGCCUGUUUAAGAAUUUGAUUUUAUUUGAUAUCAGUGACUUUUAAUUAGCCUAUUUCAUAAUGUGACUAAUGCAUUAAAAUUGGCAAUCACUUAUAAUAUUGAACAGGUGGCAAACAAUUUGGCAGCGAUACAGCGUGUUGUUGUGCUAAACUGAAGAUGGCGAUUUGUUCUUUAGGCAAAACUUUAGCCCUUUUCAUAUGUUGCCUGAGGUGGCUAUUUUACCUUGCUCGCCAGGCCAACGCAUUGUACUUACGCUCUACGUCCCGAUGUCCAGCUGCUUGCUGCGUAUUGUUUAAAAUAUGUUUCAUUGAUCAUUAGCCAUCAUUAUUGACUGGAUGGACUGGAUGUUUCUAUUUUAUAAUGAAAUUCGAUUCAGUUAAAUGAGAAAAUAAACUUGGGAGUUUCAAAUCCUGCAUUCAUUUAUUUUUUUGAGUGAUUGUAAUGCCUAACUUCUACUCUGUCAUCUAAUCAUAUUCAUUCCAUAAUACCCCUAUAUCAUCUACGUGGUUUUUGGCGCUGUGAUUACAUUUUCCAUCUUUCUGCACAAAAAAUUAAAACUGUUAAGUUUUUUUGCCAGUUCUUGCGGAAGCUUGCAGACCUUGUAGAAUUUCUCGGAAUGUCGGCGGGCAAUUGCGGCAGCUCACGGUGCCUAACACCGCAUGUCACCGUGAGUUAAACCGCAUAGGUGAGAUAGGGGUAUUAAACUUCUACUCUGUCAUCUCAUCAUAUUCAUUCCAUAAGUGAGCUAUACAACCCCAACAACUGACAUGUUUCACAUUGUUUCUGAAGCUGGUGAAGGGUGUUGUCAGCUGUUUGUCAAUCUACUAUGAUUGUAUACCCGGUUCAUUUCACCGCCACUACAGGUUAAAUGAAAAUAUUAAUGACAGUUUGGUGAUUUAAUUUAUAUAUUUGUCUAUUAUGGCCUGCUACUGAUAAGUUAACCCAUGUCGAAAUAAAUGUUAUUGGAAGAAUUUUGUGCAAUGUUUAAUUUGCAUAGAAAGGGCCGUCUUUCUUAACGCAAAACAUGUGAAAAAUCGAUUC
Molecule: messenger RNA, 3712 nt
Organism: Clarias gariepinus (North African catfish)
Lineage: Eukaryota; Metazoa; Chordata; Actinopteri; Siluriformes; Clariidae
Exons: 5
Coding region: 164-1765 (533 amino acids)
Molecular function (GO): GTP binding; ATP hydrolysis activity
Source: RefSeq, a predicted model, not a curated record